Psylliodes chrysocephalus is the source of this 3327-nucleotide messenger RNA. Lineage: Eukaryota; Metazoa; Arthropoda; Insecta; Coleoptera; Chrysomelidae. The record is from the annotation of a GenBank genome assembly.
GCCGUGAAACUUGAAAGUGUUCAUUCUGCAAGAACAAGGUACUUAGUAGUUGUAUCAAGAAUGGGUACGAGAGGAGAGGAAUCCUGCCUUUUGGGCAUCGACUGCAACGAAAAAACUACUGUUGGUUUAGUCCUCAGGGUCUUGGCUAACACUCAGAUAACGCUGGAUGGAGAUGGAGGUUUCAGCGUGAGCGUCUGUGAUAGACAUCAUAUAUUCAAGCCAGUGUCUGUACAAGCUAUGUGGUCGACGCUACAGACUCUUCAUAAAGUGAGUGCCAAGGCUCGUGAACAAAAUUACUUCCAAGGCGGUUUGACCCAUUCGUGGGUGGAGUACUAUGAAAACCGAAUCGAAUCUGAUCGUUCAUGUCUUAACGAGUGGCACGCCAUGGAUAACUUAGAGUCUAAAAGGCCGCCCUCGCCUGACUCAAUUCGUACCAAGCCAACAGAAAGAGACGAGACUGAAAAAGUAAUACGGUCUACUCUCAAAGAGAUUAUGAUGUCGGUGGACUUGGACGAAGUCACCAGCAAGGUGAUAAGGAGCAGGCUUGAGGAAGAGCUCGACAUGGAUUUAGGAGAAUAUAAGUCUUUCAUUGAUCAAGAAAUGCUGGUCAUUCUAGGUCAGAUGGAUGCCCCCACUAUGAUUUUUGAUCAUGUGUACUUGGGUUCAGAGUGGAACGCGUCCAAUUAUGAAGAAUUACGAAGAAAUGGAGUUGGCCAUAUAUUAAAUGUAACUAGAGAAAUUGAUAAUUUCUUUCCUGGUACAUUUGAUUACCUCAACGUUCGAGUAUACGAUGAUGAAAAAACCGACCUCCUGAAACAUUGGGAUGACACAUACAAAUACAUCACAAAAGUUAAAGAGCAGGGCUCUAAAGUACUUGUUCAUUGCAAAAUGGGUGUCAGCCGAUCAGCAUCAGUUGUCAUAGCAUAUGCCAUGAAAGCAUGUAAUUGGGACUUUAACACAGCUCUUAAACACGUGAAAGAAAAACGAAGUUGUAUAAAGCCAAAUACUAGCUUCCUACUGCAGCUAGAAACCUAUCAAGGUAUUUUAGAUGCAAUGAAAAAUAAAGAGAAACUACAGAGAUCAAAGUCUGAAACUAAUCUCAAAUCGCCGGGAACCAAUGGAAAGAACGAUAAAGUAUCAUUAGGAACUGGUCAACCACCCCCUGUGCGGAUACUAUCCAAAUCUUUUAACAUAGAUAAUACAAUAUCCGGACAAGCUCUAAGAAAUGUAGGAUCUCGUCCAAAAUCGUGGUCUCCAGAUAACUUAUCUACUAGAGAAAUGGUAGAAGCAGCUAAAUCGCCUUUAUCCAUCUCUCUUGAAGACAUCAGUCAAAAGUCUGCAUCGAAAGAGUCAAUCAAGGGUCUUGAGUCAAAAUCGUCUCUUGCCAGACAUGUGUUAAUGCCUUGUGAUAAUGGUGAAACGUACAGUGUCUCGCCAAACCAAAUAGUCCACUUACCUGACACUAAUCCCUGUAGAAGCACCGAGAGGAAAAACUUGGUUCUGGAUCUCGCCAGUCAAUUUGAAAAGGUUGAACAAAAAGCCGAAGAAGUAGUCAGAGGAAGUUACAAUGCAAAUUUUAGUGAUAAAAAUACAAAUAGAGCCGCCGAGAUAAAAAUGGAAACUUGGGAUCCUGGUGAAGUAGCUGAUAGUAAAGUGACCUGUGAAACUUCAAGCGAAACCUGUGAUCAAAAAAAUUUUAGUUUAAGUGAAAAUCGAACUGUGUGGACUUCAUCUACAAUAGUUAAAACUGAAAGUGCUGUGCCCGUUAGCUGUAGUAAUAGUAGUAAUAAUAAUAAUAAUAAUUUAGUUAAAAUUCCAGACAGUAUAAAAUCAAAAACAGUGACACCACUCAGAGAAUGUGAUCCAUUUUCGAAUCAACUCGAUCACGUAUUUGACCGAGAAGAGAAGAAACAGUUACGUAUAUCCACCGUUCCCGUAAUUUCAUCUGGAGGUGGACCUGAGCUCUCUAAUGAAGAAAAGUCCAAACGAGAGAGUCCCUCACGUCAAAGUUCUUGGAGUUCCUAUGACUCUGCUGUUGCUCUAGGAUUCCAAAAUGAACAUUCAGAACUGUCAAGACAUAGUUCUUGGGGCUCAGGAGACACAAGGGCUCUUCCAAGUAGGAACAGUUCUUGGGGUUCCUAUGAUAUGCAGCCAAGAGGUCCAGUUCAUUACGUUAACGAAAAAGGUGAGAAAGUGAUACAUAGCAACUUUGAUUCGACCGAAAGUGGUUUUCCGUUUGACAAGGACGAUCUUCCUUGCCAAACCGGAACGGUUCGAAGGUCUAAACAAAAGAUUCAAGAUAGUUCCUCAAGAAAAACAAGUGGUAGUGAGAGUAGUACUGGUAGCUUUUCUUUGGUGAAGAGCUCAAGUACUGAAACUUUAUUAUUUGAUUUAAUUCCAGAUCUGACAGAAAUCCCGGUGACUAACGUUACAGAUGAGUCUGUCAAGUCUAGUGCCAUAUCGGACAAAAUCGACAUCCCCAAGGACGAGCACAAAUUACCCACGGUCACUGCCAGAUUGUCUAACAGCGCUCCAGAACCUUCUUCAAUGGAAUUGAUCAAGCAGGAUGAAUCUCUGUCACGUUCUGCAUCAAAUGUUUCUUCAAAGGAAGUAUCAGAUUCCGUCAUAAGUAUUGCGCAGUGUUCUUCGGUAAAACAACACAAAACAUUCCUGGAAAAUUUACAUAAUAUCCAUGAUUUCCAGAAUACAAUAAAGAAAACAGAUGAACUGUUAGAUGGUGCAAAUAGUUCGGGUAAAGUUAAAAAUUUGAAAAAGGAAUUUGAAGCCAAAUCGAGCACAAAUACAGACCAAGUCGAUAUACCAGACACUUCUAAAACAAAAGGAAAUAGUUUACCAACGUCCCCUCUUAGCAUCCAUAUAGGUAAAGAGAAAAAAUCGGAGACUAAAAUUAGUUCCAACGACGAUAUUAACUUGAAAAAUUUAAUUGGUAUUUUCGAGAACAACGUAGAUGGCGGCGUUCAGGUAAAUCGUAGACAAAAAUUCAACUUGGCCAACAACAGUAGACCAUUCACCCAAAACAAAAACACUCGAUACUCUUGUAUAGAAGUUUCUGUUGAAAAAACGCCUCGUAUUUUACAGACACCUCUCAUUUCAAAUCUUAAUAAAAAUGGUUCUGUCGUAGAUAAAAGUGAAGACAAGAGACCACCUAUCGUACCCGUCGUAAGGACCUCUUCGCCGGGUCUGAUGGUGGCUGCCACUGUCAUUACGGCCGCUAAGAAAAAGCAACAACAAUAUGGCAAGAGCCAUCCCUUGGCUAGAUUGAACAUCAAACCCAGACACAACAAUCCCAUCUACAAUACUAUGUAA